CGCCCAGCAAUUCUUCCGAGUAGGUCUUCACGCGGGCACGGUUGUUGGAAGUCGACCAAUCACCCGCGCUUCUUCUCGCCUAUCACCUCCCAGUCGCCUUGCUUGCAGAGCGCGCUGAACCGAUCGACGAAGUAGCGAGCACGGCUUUGACUGGGCGAGAUGGCGCCGCCAAAGGCAUCCCACCCCGAAGAACAGGACGAUGUUCCCACCUCGCACCUUCAGCGACCAGAUCCAGAAUCCAUCUUGGCAGAUGAUGCGGACCCAGACACCUUGCUCGGCAAAGAGAGCGACUCUGAAGCUGGCGGCAGUCGCAGAACGUCGACAGCAGAGCCGGCCUUUGCGGACGCUCCGGACACCAGCUCUGUCGAAGCGCCAGCGACGCCCGAGGUGAAUGGGACGAGCAAAGCUGUCAAUGGCAGUGGCCUGGGCGCUCCCGCGGAUAUCCGAACGCCAGUCACUGCCACGCCGACCCAAUCCGAAUUCAAGGCAUUGGCACUUGGAAACAAAGCCGCUGGCGAAACCUCGAAGGAGAGCACGACCUCUGCUGGGUCUGCAGAGCUGGAGACGCAAGUAUCGGAUCUGACGAGCCAGGUGAUGAGCUUGAACAGCAAGCUAGUCGCUUCUUACGAGCAGCGAUCCGAUCUUGAAGACGACUUGUCCGACGCGCAUAAUCGUAUCAUGGCACAUACUACGCGGAUCGCAGAGCUGGAAAAGGAGAGGCAGGAGCAUUUAGCAGCGCUGAAUACUGGGCUCUUGGUGGAAAAGGCGCACGUGAGCACAGAGAUGCAAAAGAUGAUGGAGCGAUUACUGGAAGAGACAGCACAGAGAGGCAAAGCAGUGGAUGCAAAGGAGAAGAUGCAGGGCGAGCUAGACGAUCUUAGCGCAACGCUGUUCGAAGAGGCGAAUCGAAUGGUCGCUGCUGAGCGUCUACUCCGAGCUCGUGCAGAGGAGAAGAGCAGGAAUAUGGAGGAGCGCUUAAAGGACACGGAAGGGAUCAUGCUCGAACAGCAAAAGAUUCUAGGCGAUCUGCAGAGGCAGGUGGAGAGCGCGCGAAGCGAAGCCGCGGAUGGCCAGAGAGGCUCGCUGCCAAGCGAAUCUCGUACUGCGGAUGCAAACGGGUGGAGCGCGCUUGCAAGUGAAGGGCGCUUGUUAAGAGCCGACGAUCUGGUGCGCACUCCUUCCCAGCGGUCUGUCGAAGACGGUGCUGCGCGAAGAGGAUCUGUGGCGCCCCUUCUGCACCAGCAGUGGCUCCAGAUCGACAUUGUGCCAUUCAGGGAGCUUUGCGCGUUCCUGCAGCAGCUUCGCAAGCUUCGGAUUCAGCUCGCACCUUUCUACACGUAUCCACUGCCAGGAGAGGGUCAAAAGACCGUAUCUGCAACCAGCGGGCAAGGGGCAGGCAGUGAAGCAAGGCCCGUAUCGCCUGCCCCCCUCGGGAUGCCCCUCGGGAUGCCGGGUAUGCCCGUGAGCUUUACGGGGCUGGGAAGCUCUGGCUUCGCAGGAGGCUACUCUGGCCCCACUACAAACUCUCCAUUUGUUGCUGCUGGAGUCGGCAGGCAUAAGGAUUAUCCAUCUCUGCCUGCCAAUGCUGAGAGUCUCGUUCACAUUCCCAACCAGCUGUCCCUGCCAUUCAUUAAACGUUCUCAGGAAGAAGAUAGCGAUCCUUGCCUGCGAUUCGACUUUGCGCCUGGCCUUAAUUGGCUCUCGAGAAGGCAGGCAAAUGCGGCAGUGCUGGAGGGGACAUUGGUCGUGGAGCCUGUCUUUCCUGGCGGAGUUUGUCCGGAUGAAGAGGCGGUGCGCAGGGCCAACGCGCACCUUCCACCCGCAGCCUGCACCAUGUGCGGCGCCGGUGUGGUGAACGUGCCUCUUCCGGGCGGUGGUCAUACGGAGACGACAACCGCUGCUAGUACCGCAGCUAACUGGAUCAGUGCUGCUGGCACUGCCGCCCAGUCAUUUGGCGGAAGGAGCAGUGCGGAAAGCCCGAGUGCUACCAGCACGCCUACCGCUCCCCGAGCCAAAUCUGGCAUCUUCAGCACCCUCCGCUCCAUGGGAAGUAGCCCUCGGCCCAGCGUCUCUGCCAACAAUAGCACCUCUGGACACGCUCACACGUCAAGCGACACGAGCAGCAACCUUCACGGAGACGCGGAGCAGGCGCCAGACUCGCCAAAUCCUGCUGUGCAGAUGGCUGGUCCCGCUGUACCUUUACCAGUGCCGACGCACAUCUUUCGUGUGAACGAAACGUCUACGACAAGGUACCUGAUAUGCCCUAAUCAUUGUCUCGCCCGGCUUCGAGCGGCAUGCGCUUUCUGGGGCUACCUGAGAUCUCUUGAGCGUGCGGUCGUGCUUGAAGGCAAGCUGGCAUGGGACGACGCCCCCUCAGCGAUGGGGCCCGCCGCAGCGAUCGCGCGAGCCGGCUCUCCUGCAGCGCCUAUCCGCCCGGACUCAGUCAGACCAUCACCACUAUCAACAGAAGUUGCGUCCGCCUCUGAACCACACGCCGCCCCUACAACGGGCAAGGCUGCGGUCAUUGAGAAGCUAGAACAAGCAGCGGAUGCCGAACAAGGUGCAGCAGAGGCCCAGACCGAAGCUGAUGCUUCGUUGACACCUUCUUCGGAGGCAGCCGAGGGCUCGACACAAGAUGCAAAAGCGCAAAGCGAUUCCACGGACGCACAUGAUGAUGAUGGAGGGGACACAGAUGCGGAAGCAGAAUCUUCGUUUGCGGAUGCUCAAAGUGAAGCUUCGAGCCCGCAGGUGGAGAGGACCGAGCUCGCCAAAGACGAGCUCGAAGCGAUCGAUGCUCCGCAAACAGCCUCUACGAAGCUCAUUGCUCCGCAGCAAGACGAGGCUCCCCCUACGCCCAAAGCGACCUCGACUUCAUCUGCUGCCCUUGACGAGGCCGCUGACAAAGCGCUCACGACGAGCACCUCUUCGUCAGCUGCAGCUUCUCCACGAAUUGCUCCCCCUCCCUUGCCCAAACGAGCGACGAAUCGGCGUCCGGUGCCAGUACCGCCGGCCACGUCUCGCAGACCUUCGACGGAAUCCCAAUCGGCUACAAAGGACGACGAUUUCCUCGCUGCUCCACCUGCGCUGCCCAGACGCAAAUCCUCGGUGGCGACCCCGCCCACGCCGGCUCAACCUAUCAGAUCCGUCCUGCCAGCAAGCGGCGGGGAUGGACUGGCGUGGGAGGAAAGAGUGUGGCAAGAAGUGCAAAGACUGAAGGCGGAGAUGGCAAGAGCCAGGUGGGGGCUGGCCGGAUGAGUCGACUCGUUUUGAGCAGCAGGAUUGAGCAAUGCUACAUUUUGCAGCACUGUGAACUCCUGACGCAAUGCAUCCGGAUCGGCGGGCGACCUUGACUAGCGUGCGUGUAUCAUACGCCCUGCAGAGAGGGAUAGAG
This is a messenger RNA of Ceraceosorus guamensis, 3391 nucleotides long. RefSeq lists its product as hypothetical. Gene Ontology annotation, molecular function: guanyl-nucleotide exchange factor activity. NCBI's taxonomy places the organism in Eukaryota, Fungi, Basidiomycota, Exobasidiomycetes, Ceraceosorales, Ceraceosoraceae. The transcript has 2 exons. The coding region runs from base 160 to 3255 and encodes 1031 amino acids. Gene Ontology annotation, biological process: exocytosis. Gene Ontology annotation, cellular component: Golgi to plasma membrane transport vesicle; cell tip. The record is from RefSeq and is a predicted model, not a curated record.